This is a messenger RNA of Acanthochromis polyacanthus (spiny chromis), 1228 nucleotides long. It is a transcript of the gene sumf2, whose product is annotated as sulfatase modifying factor 2. The coding region runs from base 132 to 1040 and encodes 302 amino acids. NCBI's taxonomy places the organism in Eukaryota, Metazoa, Chordata, Actinopteri, Pomacentridae. Gene Ontology annotation, cellular component: endoplasmic reticulum. The record is from RefSeq and is a predicted model, not a curated record. The transcript is spliced from 9 exons.
CCGUUGCAACAGUGAAACAUAUCCGACAGAAACGACAAAAAAUGUUGCCAGAAAAUCGAAGUUUGAGAAGUUAAAACUUGUAUAUUUAAGUUUAAGCUUAUUUUCUGAUUAAUGUUAGCAUUAAAGAAACUAUGAACGUUAAAAUGGCGUCCUGGAUAUUCGCUGUGUUUUUCCUGUCAGUGGCGGUCCUGACAGCUGCAGAGGAUAUGCUGAACAUCCCCGGAGGAAAGAUGCUGAUGGGAACCAGCGCAGAGGACGGCAGAGACGGAGAGUCUCCCACCAAGGAGGUCCAAGUGCAGCCUUUUAAAAUGGACAAAUACCCUGUCACCAAUAGUGACUUCAGAGACUUUGUGAGAGCACAGAAGUACAAAACUGAAGCUGAGACAUUUGGCUGGAGUUUUGUGUUUCAGGACUUUGUGUCAGAUGAGCUGAAAAAGAAGGUCACUCAGAGGAUUGAGUCUGCUCCCUGGUGGUUGCCCAUAGAGCGAGUGUUUUGGAGACAGCCUGCAGGGCCCGGUUCAGGUAUCCGGGAGCGCCUGGACUUCCCGGUGGUUCAGGUGAGCUGGAACGACGCUCAGGCCUUCUGCCAGUGGAAGGGCAAGAGGCUGCCGACGGAGGAGGAGUGGGAGUGGGCUGCACGUGGAGGGCUGCAAGGUCGGACUUAUCCAUGGGGGAACAAGUUCCAGACCAACAGAACCAACCUGUGGCAGGGAUUGUUUCCAGAUGGAGACACUGCAGAGGAUGGUUACCAUGGCACCGCUCCUGUAACGGCCUUUCCUCCACAGAACAGCUAUGGGCUGUAUGACAUGAUGGGAAACACGUGGGAGUGGACGUCCACACCCUUUCCAGCAGCGAGGCCGAUGUAUGUGCUGCGUGGCGCCUCCUGGAUCGACACGGUGGACGGAUCAGCCAAUCACAAGGCUCGAAUCACAACCAGGAUGGGCAACACUCCCGACUCUGCCUCUGACAACCUCGGAUUCAGAUGUGCUGCCAGCGAUGGGCAGAAGCAAGGGAAGAAAAAAGACAAAGCAGAAUUAUAGUUAGAGGCAGAAAAAUAAUAAGCAAGUUCAUUCAUUUGAACCAGCAGUGAUUCAUUUGAAAUUAAAGUUGACCACAAGAAAAUGUAAGGGAUCAAGUGAGCACAGAAACAAACUGUAUGUCUCCUGUGGAGAACUUGUUUUUUUUUGUUUUUUUUUUAAAGAAUAAAAGCAAACAUACAAAUCCAUAA